This is a messenger RNA of Penicillium robsamsonii, 897 nucleotides long. RefSeq lists its product as uncharacterized. The record is from RefSeq and is a predicted model, not a curated record. The transcript has a single exon. NCBI's taxonomy places the organism in Eukaryota, Fungi, Ascomycota, Eurotiomycetes, Eurotiales, Aspergillaceae. The coding region runs from base 1 to 897 and encodes 298 amino acids.
AUGGCAUCCUUCGCGGGGAGUAUGAGCAAACUUCUAGAGGCCAAUCCUACCGUCUACAAGCCUUUGAGGAUAUUGGGUGUUCUCUCUAAAUUCACCUUGGAAGCGAUUUAUGCUCUUUUACGCCAUGAAUUGAGGGAACCUCCUUAUGCCGAAUGGGCUGCUUCCUUCUUCCCAGAUAAUGAUUCGAUUAAGAGAUACAAGAUUGACGAGAUGCUUGAUGAGCUCUAUAAAGCCAAGCUUGUGCGACGUGACCACCAGUCCAAUCAGUCGUUCGAGCUGAACGAUUCGUUUCAGCUGAACAAACCUCUAAAGAUGAACGAUCCUCUUUCUGUUAGUGCAGAAGUUCAUCAAUGGGUUCGCGAUCUUCCAAUUUCCGAGCGAGUCAAGCUGGCUGGGCAAGCCAUCGGCACCAUUUCGCAGUUAAUCGGUCACGUCGAUCCGCAAUACUUGUAUCCUCAGAUGAAGAGUACAUGGCUUUAUGCAGACCUUGCUCCCUCCAGCCGUGAUAAUAUCGGGUUCGAGGAUCUCGAUAAAUGGUUCAACGUCUUUCACAUCGCCGACGACUUCGAGCUUGUGGAUAGCAUUUCGAUGGUCAUUUUCGAGAGAUACAAUCAACGGAAGCCCGAAGAAAAGAAAGAACGGGAAAGGUUUUCUUCGAGCGGAAAGCUAUACCGGGUGCUCGCGAUGUGGGGAUGUUACUUAUGGAGGGAAGACAAGUAUGAGUCGGCCUGGCUUACCCUAGAUGAAGCAGUCAAAGAAGCGGAUAUCCUUCUCGCCUCCGUUCAGCACAACAGGCUUCCUUACUAUCUGAUGUUCAAAUAUGCCCGUGAGAGUCGUCGUGGCAUAAACGCGGAUAUCUCAAUGCUCAACGAUGCACUCACUUCGAUGAGCCUUUGA